AUGACCGGCUCCAAUGGCCAGUCAUCACCGGUCAUCGACAAACGCGACUUUGACACCUACCGCCGGGCAUCCACCUCGAACGAAUCCGACGCGCAAGAAGACGAUGCGUUGCUCCACUCCCGGCCGGAUUCGAGACUAUCGAUGAGUAAUCGGAUAAUUGACAAUAAUGAUGGCCUUUUGACAAAUGUUGUUGAGGAAUUGGUGGAACGAGAUCGUCGGAAGAUGGCGAGAGAGGUUGUACGCAUUUUUAGUUUUGCGUGGGGAGUAGUUACUUGUCUCGGUGCCGGAAGUAUCACGGCGUUCUCAUUAUACGGCCCUCUACUUCUGACGCGGAUGCACUAUACACAGUUGCGGGUCAACGAAGUAUCCAUCGCAGCGGGAAUAUCCAUGUACCUCCCCGUAUCUCUUGCCGGCUACCUUUGCGAUCGAUACUCUCCAUCUCCCUUGACACUGUUCGCGGGCAUCACGUUCGGCUUCGGUUACCUUCUCGCCGCUUUCGCAUACAAGAGCGGUCCCCCUCCAGACGCUGGCGGCGACGGUUGGCCGUUUUGGGUGAUGGUUGUGGCCUUUAUUGCCAUUGGAGUAGCAACCUGCAGCAUGUACCUGGCAGCGGUGACGACAUGUGCUAAAAACUUUGGCCGCGGUAAGCACAAGGGGAUUAUACUCGCGGUGCCCAUCGCAGCGUUCGGUCUCAGUGGGAUGUGGCAGAGCCAGGUGGGUACCUAUCUGCUCUGCGAGCGGCUUGAGGACGGCAGUUGCGGUGAUGUCGACGUCUACAAGUACUUUAUGUUCCUCGCUAUCCUUCUUGUGACCAUCGGUGUUAUUGGCACUUUCGCGCUGAGAAUUGUGGAUGAUGAAGAGGACAAGUACAUCGACGAGGCGGUUGAGGAGCUUGAAAGGAGUGGUCUGUUGGCGGAAAGUGAAUUCUUCCAGCCGCGCAGCGAAGUGGCUGCUGCAUAUGGCACUUUUGCCCGCCACGAAGAUGAUGAUGGGUCGGACGGUCAAUCGGUUACACUAUCCGAAGAGCAGCGGGAAGCGGCGCGACGUGAGAAGGAGAGAGAAGAAGAGGAGCGCCGGAAGAAGAAUUGGUUGCUCAACUACGAAACGAAGAAGUUCCUCGCGGACCAUACGAUGUGGUGGCUUGCUGUUGGCUUCUUCCUCGUCACUGGGCCGGGCGAGGCGUAUCUGAACAACCUCGGAACAAUCGUCCAAACCCUCAACUCGGACUCCGCCGCCAUAAUCGACGCACAUCCCGCUGGUCUCCCCUCCACACACGUCACAACGAUAGCUCUAACCUCCACAAUCGCCCGCCUCCUAACAGGCUCCCUCUCCGACCUCUUCGCUCCUCGCGCCGCAGACUACCACUUCCUCACCGACCACGAAACCGCAACCCCAAUCGCCAACACAUCCAAACCCCGCCUAACCCUCUCCCGCCUCGCCUUCCUCAUCCCCUCCGCCCUCCUCCUCUCCCUCGGCUUCCUCCUCCUCGCCUCCCCGCUCCCAACCCAACACCCCGAACUCUCCCACGUCACCACGGCGCUCGUCGGCCUCGGCUACGGUAGCGCAUUCUCCCUCACCCCCAUCAUCAUUUCAGUCGUCUGGGGCGUCGAGAACUUCGGCACGAAUUGGGGGAUCGUCGCUAUGUUUCCCGCCGUUGGGGCCGCGAUGUGGGGGCUUAUCUAUUCGCGCGGAUACCAGGACGCUACUAACGGCGGCCCCGGCGGCGGCGAUGGCCAGUGCCAUGGCUGGCGCUGCUUUGGGUUCUGGGCUAUGGGGUGCACAGCUAGUGUGUGGGUUGCUGUUGGGGUUUGGUCUGUUGCCUGGAGGUCCUGGAGGAAGAGGGGGGUUGUUGUUUGA
Molecule: messenger RNA, 1857 nt
Organism: Aspergillus calidoustus
Lineage: Eukaryota; Fungi; Ascomycota; Eurotiomycetes; Eurotiales; Aspergillaceae
Source: the annotation of a GenBank genome assembly